Papilio polytes (common Mormon) is the source of this 1810-nucleotide messenger RNA. It is a transcript of the gene mst, whose product is annotated as protein misato. Bases 104 to 1705 code for a protein of 533 amino acids. Gene Ontology annotation, biological process: mitochondrion distribution. Gene Ontology annotation, cellular component: cytoplasm. The transcript is spliced from 2 exons. The record is from RefSeq and is a predicted model, not a curated record. NCBI's taxonomy places the organism in Eukaryota, Metazoa, Arthropoda, Insecta, Lepidoptera, Papilionidae.
GUCAUCUGUCAAAAAUUAAAUCGAACUCACAUGUGAUUUCAUCUAAACAGUAAAUAAACAAUAUAGUUUUCUUUUAUAACAAUACGGUGUUUUAUGGCGCAUUAUGUCGACACGCGAAAUACUUACUCUUCAAUUUGGCCAUUAUUCCAAUCAUAUUGGGACACAUUUCUGGAAUAUACAGGAACUUGGAUUUGAUUACACAGGCACUGAAAAAAGUGAAUGCAACAACGAUGUGUUAUAUCGGGAGGGACGUAACACCAAGGGGGAAGUCACUUAUACCCCAAGACUGCUGAUAUCUGAUUUAAAAGGUAGUUUGAGGUCCUUACCGGCGGAUGGUGGUUUGCCUGACGAAGAUAUACAGGAAGACUUUAAAUGGAAUGCUAUAGAAAAAAUACAAGAGCCAGUGGCCGAAAAGAAUGAAUAUUUAGUAGACAUUGACACGAAACCUCUUAAUGAAAUAGUUUCUAAACAAUACCAAUUAGAGGAUAAGAUUAAUACAUGGACUGAUUAUUUAUAUCCCAGGCUACAUUCAAGAACAAUCAAUACUGUCACAGAAUACCAAGGAUCUAAUGAAAGUUUCGACAUCUUCCACAGUGGACAAUCUUUAUGGAAAAAGGACUAUGGUGAAUCGUUUUCUGAUAAAAUAAGGAACUAUGUUGAAGAAUGUGACAGUAUGCAAGGUUUUCAUGUGAACUUUGACUGUAUUGAUGGAUUUGCCGGCCUUGCUCUAGGCUGUAUUGAACAUUUGUCUGAUGAAUACUCCAAAUCAAUAUUAGCUCAUCCAACAAUACCUUCUUAUUUUCCUGAUAAUAAUCCUUCUACUGAUGAGGAAAAAGAAAUAUCAAUUGGUAAAGAUACAGAGAGAUUAGUAAAUAUUGCUUUCUCAUUGAGUGAAUUGUCACAACUGGCAACACUAUUUGUUCCUCUUUGUACUGGCAGCAAAGGAUGGAGGAAACUGGGCAAGGCAUUACUAUUUGAUCAUUUAAACUAUAAGCCAGAACUGUACUACCACUCAAGUAGCAUUUUAGCAUCUGCUUUGGAUACAUUAAGUUACAAAUACAGGCUUAAGUCUAACAUUUACACAUUGUCCGAUGCUUGUGCUGAUAUGUCUGGUUAUGGAAGAAAGAUGGCAGCAGCAUCACUGAGGUUACCAUUUGCUAUACCUGAAGAUCAAUAUAUUAAUGAAUUCUUAGAACUCAAUGAAAAAUCUCUUUACACAUCAAUAACACCUAAUUGUGAAAUAGCUCCCGAUAAAAUAUUCCAACUAAUCACUAUCAGAGGAAUCGAAGAAUACUUAAUGAAAAAAGAUGAGAGAAACCCAAAAUACAGUAACAUCAAAGAAAUGUUCGAGUUGUAUUUCCAAGCAAAUCAUUUCCUUUCUGCUACAAAUGUAACGAUAUGUGAAAAACCAUUACAAGUAAAACCACCAUACCCAAAUAUAUUCUCAGAAAAGUUAAAUAAAAACGGUUUUGUUACAAAUGAGAGCAGUGGAACUAAAGUUGAGAGUUGCGCUUUGAUGGCAGGUUACCAUAAUGGCAACUUUCUGUCAAACACAAUUGAAAAUUUGAGAAAGGAAGUUGGCAGAAUAAAGUUCAAUAAACUGCACAAGUUUAGCGGAGAAGGAUGUGAAAUGGAAGAAUUUAAGGAGAGGUUAGAAACACUUGCAGAGUUCCAAAAUAAUUAUGAAGAAUGUUUAGAACUAUAAUUUUAAAAUGAUUUAACACUUUAUUCAAGUUUUUGGCCUGUUCCAAUGUUGAUUGCAGCAUAUUUUUUAAAACAAUGUAACAAAAAUUAGCAUUUAUACUAUAUU